This is a messenger RNA of Hibiscus syriacus, 981 nucleotides long. RefSeq lists its product as uncharacterized. Lineage: Eukaryota; Viridiplantae; Streptophyta; Magnoliopsida; Malvales; Malvaceae. The transcript is spliced from 6 exons. The record is from RefSeq and is a predicted model, not a curated record. The coding region runs from base 1 to 981 and encodes 326 amino acids.
AUGAAGAGGGAUUAUCCUCAGCUUGUGAAAGUUUCCACCAUCAAGGAGACUGAUGGGGAAGAGAAUGAGACCUUGAAGCUUGGUUCCAUCAUUAGUUCCAUGGAGAUCAAGAAGAGUCUCAAGAAGAAGCGACUGAUAUAUAACAAGUACCUGAUCCCGUUGAUUACUGACUUGUUUGAUCAACUUGGUGAUGUAAGGUGGUUCACCAAGUUGGAUUUACGGUCCGGAUAUUAUCAAGUCAGAUUAGCCGAGGGUGAUGAACCGAAGACUGAAUGUGUGACGCGCUACGAUUCGUAUGAUUUUCUAGUGAUGCCUUUUGGCCUCACAAAUGCCCCUUCUACCUUCUGUACAUUGAUGAAUAAGGGCUAUUCCAUGAUUGACACACCUUCAACCGAGUUGCUCAAGAAGGACAAGGUGUGGGAGUGGAGCACGGAGUGCCAGGAGGCUUUUAAAAAGAUCAAGGAAGCCAUGGUGAGUGAGCCCGUAUUGGUGUUGCCAGAUUACACCAAGCCUUUUCUAGUUUUCAUCGAUGCAUCCGAUGUUACCUCUGGUGGAGUCCUUAUGCAAGAGGGAUAUAUGGUUGCAUAUGAGAGCUGGAAGCUCAAUGAGACCGAGAGGAGAUGGCUUAAGCCGGAGGUUUUCGAAUAUGAGGGACCAAAUCCGUCAGCACACAAGGUUGCCAAGGAGUGGCAUGAGAAACAUGAUUUAGCCCGAGCUUGUUUGCACAAGGCGAGGAAGCGGACCAAGAAGUGGGCCGACCAAAAGCGUAGGGACGUGAACUUUGAAGUUGGCAAUCUUUUCCUUGCGAAAUUGGCCAAUGUUUUGCGCAACGCAGAUGUGCACAAGGGGCUUGUACGAAGGUACGAGGGUUCGUUUCGAGUUGUGAAGUGGGUAGGCACCAUGGCCUACAAGUUGGAGUUACCUCCAACCAUCCGAGCGCAUCCCGUGAUCUAUGUUAGUCUAUUCAAGCCGUACUAUUAG